CUAAAACAUGCUUAAUCCUUUACCAAUAACUUUUAAGCUCGUAUAGUAGCUAAGAAAAAUGUUUUUAAAAAUUCAAAGCGAAUAGGAUUAGGCAACCAUGUUUUGUAAUUUGCACAUUACUGUUGGCAACAUCGAUAAAAACCACCCCAAACCUUUGAAUCUUUUUUAGGGGCUGUGCGACUUUAAUAAAAAUCAAAAGUAAACUAGGUUUAAAGCUAUGCCUUAAUUAAAGCAGUUAUUUUAAAAAUUGUCCCUAUUUAAAAAGGUUUAACUGAGGAACGCUCCCUAACUGGCCAUGAUAGACCCAAGCUCAAGCGAAGAAGAGGGAGAUGAAGAACCCGUUGUCAGCUUACCCAAUAAAGGCCGUAUUGGAGCUACACAUAAAACAGUCACCCCCGUUGCUGGGGCUUCUGCGCCGAGCCAACCGGCCAUAACUUCAACAUCUGGACCAAAUAAUUUCCAGAAUGGUGACUGUCCAGUCAAUCAAAGACCAUCAAGUUUUACUGCUGGCAAUUCUCGCGUUGACGGCACAAAUGGAGGCGGUGGCGGAGGAGGAGGAGUUGGAGGGGGAGCAAUGCAGUCAAAAAAUGAUCAACCCCAACCUGGAAUAGAUGGAAGCAGUCUUGAGGUACCCAAUAAUGGAAUUCCAAGUGGCAUUUCGCAAGAGACUCUUAAUCAAAGUGUUGGUGGAUCAUCGCGUGCGAAUUCUCUACCACGCCCACUUUCUCCAUCCCCAUCAGUUGCCAGCGAUAAGCAUGACCAUGGUGAUCCGCAUGAAAAGCACGAGCGCGAGGAAGAGGAACGUAAGCGACGCAUUCAGCUGUAUGUGUUUAUAUCCAGAUGCAUAUCAUACCCGUUUAAUGCAAAACAACCCACGGAUAUGACGAAAAGGCAACCGAAAAUAACCAAACAGCAAUUAGAGAUAAUCACACAAAGAUUUCAGGCCUUUCUCAAGGGCGAAACACAGAUAAUGGCUGAUGAAGCCUUUCAAAACGCUGUACAAAGUUACCACGAUGUAUUUUUAAAAUCUGAACGAGUUUUAAAAAUGGUUCAGUCUGGAGCAUGCUCGCAGCACGAUUUCCGAGAAGUUUUUCGCAAUAAUAUAGAAAAACGUGUGAGAUCCCUACCAGAAAUUGAUGGAUUGAGUAAGGAAACGGUGUUGACUUCUUGGAUGGCAAAGUUUGACAUCAUUCUUAAGGGUAGUGGAGAAGAGGAUACCAAACGUCCUUCGCGCAUGCAACAAUCAUUAAAUAGUGAGCUGAUUUUAUCCAAAGAGCAGCUCUAUGAUAUGUUUCAACAGAUUUUAUCUGUCAAAAAAUUCGAACAUCAAAUUCUGUUUAAUGCCCUAAUGCUCGAUUCUGCUGAUGAACAGGCUGCGGCUAUUAGACGAGAGUUGGAUGGACGUAUGCAGCGUGUUGGAGAAAUGGAGAAGAAUCGAAAGCUGAUGCCAAAGUUCGUACUUAAGGAAAUGGAGUCUUUAUACAUUGAGGAACUAAAAUCAUCUAUUAAUCUAUUGAUGGCUAAUCUGGAAUCUCUUCCCGUAUCAAAAGGAAAUAUGGACAGUAAAUAUGGGCUUCAAAAAUUGAAACGUUAUAACCACAGCACACCAUCAUUUUUAAAAAUGAUUCUGCGAUCUCAUGGAUCUCUAUCGAAGCUAGAAGGUGACUCAGAAGAUGGUUCUACACAAUUAACCAAAUUGGAUGUUGUUCUCACAUUUCAAUUGGAAGUCAUUGUAAUGGAAGUGAAAGGCCUAAAGUCUUUAGCGCCAAACCGGAUUGUCUACUGCACAAUGGAGGUGGAAAAUGGGGAAAAACUGCAAACUGAUCAAGCCGAGGCAUCGAAACCAAUGUGGGAUACUCAGGGCGAUUUCACUACUACUCAUCCAUUGCCUGUCGUAAAAGUGAAGCUGUAUACAGAAAACCCUGGAAUGCUCGCACUAGAGGAUAAGGAGUUAGGAAAGGUCAUCAUAAAGCCUACACCGCUUUCUUCCAAAUCGCCAGAAUGGCAUCGUAUGAUCGUGCCCAAAAACUUACCCGACCAGGAUGUACGGAUAAAGAUAGCAUGCAGGCUUGACAAACCGUUAAAUAUGAAACACUGUGGACAUCUGUUUGCAAUUGGAAAAUCGGUGUGGAAAAAGUGGAAACGCCGAUAUUUUGUUUUAGUUCAAGUGUCUCAAUAUACAUUCGCAAUGUGUAGCUAUAAGGAAAAGAAAUCGGAACCGUCCGAAAUGAUGCAGCUAGAUGGAUAUACAGUUGAUUACAUCGAAGCAGCCAGUGCAAAUCUUAUGUUCGGAAUCGAUUUGAAUGGUGGCCGAUUUUUCUUUAAUGCGGUACGCGAAGGCGACAGCAUUGCUUUUGCAUGUGACGAUGAAAACGAAUGCAGCCUCUGGGUUAUGGCUAUGUAUAGAGCAACUGGUCAAUCUCACAAACCCACUCCACCGAUAACUCAGGACAAAAACUCGGCCAUGUCUAAGAUUCAAGGGGAUGCGGAUAAAGCACGGAAGCAUGGAAUGGAGGAUUAUAUAAGUGCGGAUCCGUGUACAUUUGAUCAUGCAAGCUUAUUUAAAAUAUUACAAAAUCUAACACUUGAAUACCGGUUAAGUGAUCCUUAUGCGUCUUUGGGAUGGUUUAGUCCAGGACAGGUCUUUGUUUUGGACGAAUACUGCGCUCGAUAUGGUGUUCGUGGCUGCUAUCGACAUUUGUGCUAUCUUUCAGAUCUAUUGGAUCGUGCUGAAAAACAGCACAUGAUUGAUCCCACAUUGAUCCAUUAUUCUUUUGCAUUCUGCGCAAGCCAUGUGCACGGCAAUAGGCCGGAUGGUGUGGGCAGUAUAACACAUGAGGAAAAAGAGAAGUUUUCGGAAAUAAAAGAACGUUUACGUCAGCUACUCGAGUAUCAAAUAACAAAUUUCAGAUAUUGUUUUCCAUUCGGUCGGCCAGAAGGGGCAUUGAAAGCAACGCUAUCGUUACUCGAAAGAGUUCUAAUGAAGGAUAUCGUUACCCCAGUACCCCCGGAAGAAGUGCGACAAAUGAUUAAAAAAAGCUUGGAGACUGCUGCACUUAUCAACUACACAAGGCUAUCAGCUGAAGCUAAGAUCGAAGAGGAUUUACGUGGUGAAGUGAUUGUACCACCACCUAAAAAACUUGAGGACUUGAUACAUUUGUCCGAGCUUUGCGUUGAUCUACUACAGCAGAAUGAGGAGCAUUAUGGCGAACUGCGAAAACCAGACAACAAGAAGGAUAAAGUUAAGACAAUAAAGGAAGGCGGUGCAGAUGGGACUGGACCGCCCAAUGAUGCUGGUUCCACUGUCGCCGGUGCUUCAUCUAGUCAGGGAAACAAUAGCAUGGAUCAAGCCUCUUUGGAUGUUGCUACAGCUGCCGCUAACACUAACGGACCGCCCCCAUUUCGCUACUGUAUGCCCACACAUGCGGUGUACACAUCGCCAGUACCAACGGCAUUUGCUUGGUUCAGCGAUCUACUGGUUGAGCAUGCGGAAAUAUUCUGGUCUCUAUUCGCAGUGGACAUGGAUCGAGUUUUGUCCGAGCAAGCACCAGAUACAUGGGACUCGUUUCCAUUGUUUCAAAUACUUAAUGAUUAUUUAAGAUCUGAUGAUAAUUUGCGAAAUGGAAGAUUUCAUCAGCACCUGCGUGACACGUUUGCUCCAUUGGUGGUGAGAUAUGUAGAUCUCAUGGAAUCCUCGAUAGCUCAAUCGAUACACAAGGGCUUCGAGAAAGAACGCUGGGAGAGCAAAGGGAUUAACGCCGCCUUGAAUCCAGCUGCAUUAAAUAAUGCCGCCCAGGCUUUAAACACGGCUGCUCUUAAUCCUGCGGCCCUGCUGAGCGGCAAGAAAGAUCAAAUCAAUUUUUAUGUGCCGAAGCUACCGAAAUGCACAGCUGCUGCGGCUGCAGCGGGUGGUGUUGACGAAACGAGAAAUGGUUGUGCAACAUCGGAAGAUUUAUUCUGGAAAUUGGAUGCAUUGCAAUCUUUUAUUAGAGAUCUGCAUUGGCCAGACGCCGAGUUCCGACAGCAUUUGGAGCAGCGACUUAAGAUGAUGGCCGUGGAUAUGAUUGAACAGUGUAUACAGCGAACGGAUUCGUCGUUUCAGUCGUGGUUAAAGAAAAAUAUUGCCUUUAUAUCGACCGAUUAUAUAAUACCAGCAGAGAUGUGCGCUAUGGUAAAUGUGAUAUUAGAUGCUAAAAAUCAAAGCUUUAAAUUAACUACAAUUGACGGUAUCGAUCUGUACAAAUUCCAUGCAAGAAUCGAUGAACAAAUCGACAAAGCGAAUGUAGCCAUGACACAAGGUUUAAGUGGAAAACUUAUGUCAGUGCUGGAGUCGACUUUGUCGAAGUUAGGGCGUUACGAUGAGGGCAGUCUCAUUGGAUCAAUUCUUAGUUUUACCAAUGUUUCGAGCUCUGGCAAGGAUCUCGGACAAGGAUAUGUGAAUUUUUUUCGAAAUAAUAUGGAUCAAAUACGUGGUAAAAUCGGCGAUGACCUAUGGACAUUAAACUUCUUUGAGGAAUGGUAUUAUCAGCAAGUAAAUAUGCUCUCCACUUGGUUAUCAGAACGUAUGGAUCACUCCUUACACUAUGCCCAGGUCACGUCUAUCUCUCAUAUUAUUAAGAAAAUUUAUUCGGACUUUGAAUUACAAGGUGUUCUUGAGGACAAGUUAAAUUCAAAAGCAUAUCAGUCAGUUAUACAACGUAUGACUGCCGAAGAGGCAACCUGUGCGCUGACUAUGCCUGAUGUUGCCGAUGGAGAGCUAAAUUGUGACGAUAUGCGUAAUGGUGAUGAAGAGGACGGCAGCGAGGGUGGAGAGUCAGGUACCCAUUCAUCGCGCAGCAUGCCAAAGCCAAAGAUUGGAGCCGCUCAAGCAGCGGCCGUUACCAAUGUGGUAGCUGGCCGUGUGGGAAAUCUCCUAGGUAAAGGCAUUGGCGGACUUAGCUCAAAGCUAGGAAGUGGUGGCUGGUUUUGAAUCCUUUGGAUAUAUAGUUCCAUAUAUAUUUUUUCUCGUCCAGCUUCUGAUGGCAGCUUUGUAGCUUUGCUAAGAGCCAAGUCCACAGUUGCAUUAUUCAAUUUAUUUUGUUUGACAUCGGAAAAUAAUGGAUUCGAUAAAUAUAAGUCUAUUCCAUAAUAUCAGUGGAUAUACAUGAAAUCCGUUGUUAUUAUGUAUAUUUUUUUUCAUAAUAUUUAUGUAUAAAAUCAAUCAUGGGUAUUAUUAUUUAAAGAGCAGUUAUUUCUAGUAUAAAAAACAGAAACUUACAUAACAAACAUAAUUACCUCUUCAAUAAUAGUAUAGUAUACACAAUUAUAUAUACAUAUUAACUACAAAAACA
Drosophila mojavensis is the source of this 5330-nucleotide messenger RNA. RefSeq names its product calcium-dependent secretion activator (gene Cadps). Gene Ontology annotation, biological process: synaptic vesicle exocytosis; dense core granule exocytosis. The record is from RefSeq and is a predicted model, not a curated record. The transcript is spliced from 25 exons. Lineage: Eukaryota; Metazoa; Arthropoda; Insecta; Diptera; Drosophilidae. Bases 296 to 4969 code for a protein of 1557 amino acids.